Messenger RNA from Myxocyprinus asiaticus (Chinese sucker), 2979 nucleotides. RefSeq names its product src substrate cortactin-like. Gene Ontology annotation, biological process: regulation of actin filament polymerization. Lineage: Eukaryota; Metazoa; Chordata; Actinopteri; Cypriniformes; Catostomidae. Gene Ontology annotation, molecular function: actin filament binding. Gene Ontology annotation, cellular component: site of polarized growth; plasma membrane; focal adhesion. The record is from RefSeq and is a predicted model, not a curated record. The transcript is spliced from 15 exons. Bases 717 to 2126 code for a protein of 469 amino acids.
CCUUGUUCUGUCUCUGUGUUGAGCGCAUGGCUCAGCAGUACUCUCCUGACCAUGUGCUCUACCUUAGAGGUCUUCACGGGUCCACCCUGACCCGGGACCCGUACGGGUUCGGAUCUACGUUUUAUACGGUCAGCCGGCUCUGGGUCGGGUCACGUCACUUUCUAUUGCUGCGGGUCUCAGGUCUGUUUAACAUUAUGUGUAAUACCCGAGUCGAUCCGAGAAGACCCGGCCGUGAUCAGACAGCACUGAUGAUGAUGGUACUGUGUGUGUGUGUGUUGUAACUUAAAACAUUGUAACUUUAGGAUGAGAGAGUGCGGGCGUGAAUACGGUGAAAAAUGGAGCGGAGCCACAACGAGUUGAGAGACGUCAGAGGCAGAGUGGAGUUAAGGCACAUGAUAGCAAAUUAGCAGUGCUAACGUUAGCAGCCGUGGCAAUGAGCAAUCGUUAUUAUAGUAUAUUAAAAGGGCAAACAGUCGAAGUUAGCUUAUGCGAGAUACCAAAAAACUGCAAAGCUGAUUCUAAACAAGUCGCGUUUGUCAUCAGUCACCGUGACAGCAAGUGGACUUUUGAAACUGAAAUAAUGAGUGGACAAGCUAUGCUAUUUCAAUCAGCAAGAGAGGAAUCACAGAAAACCUGGAUGUAUUUUACCAACUUUCUUGGCAAGGAGGAUGGAUUAUAUGCAUCACGGCCAGACACUGGGGAGAAUGUUACAUUAGAUGUGGAAAGCAGCCGUUGGUCAGUCUGUCUCUGUUGCAGUCGAUGAUGGAGGAGAUGACUGGGAGACUGACCCUGAUUUUGAGAAUGACGUGUCAGAGAAGGAGCAGCGAUGGGGUGCCAAGACUGUGGCUGGCUCUGGACAUCAGGAACACAUCAAUAUUCAUAAGCUGCGUGAGAAGGUGUCGUGUGAACACAGUGACCUGAAGCAGAAAGAGCUGGACAACAUGCCCAAAGCAUCUCAUGGAUAUGGAGGAAAAUUUGGACUGCAGCAGGAUCGAAUGGAUAAGUCUGCUGUGGGUCAUGAGUAUCAAAGUAAAUUGUCUAAGCAUUGCUCUCAGACCGACACAUCGAAGGGGUUUGGAGGGAAAUUUGGAGUGGAAGCCGAUCGUGUUGACCAGUCUGCCGUGGGCUUCGAGUACGCUGGAAAAACAGAGAAACAUGCCUCGCAAAAAGACUACGCCACUGGGUUUGGCGGCCGCUACGGCGUGCAGGCAGAUCGCGUGGAUCAGAGCGCUGUUGGCUUCGAUUACCUGGGUAAAACUGAAAAACACGAGUCGCAGAAAGAUUAUGCCAAGGGGUUUGGCGGCAAGUUUGGAGUGGAGACUGAUAAAGUUGACAAGAGUGCUGUGGGAUUUGAGUAUCAGGGCAAGACUGAAAAACAUGAGUCACAGAAAGAUUAUGUCAAGGGAUUUGGGGGGAAAUUUGGCGUUCAGACGGAUCGUCAGGAUAAAUCUGCAUUAGGGUGGGACCACCAGGAGAAACUGCAGCUGCAUGAGUCACAGAAAGAUUAUUCUAAAGGAUUUGGAGGGAAGUAUGGUGUGCAGAAGGACCGAAUGGACAUGAGCGCCAGCACGUUUGAGGAGGUGGAGAAACCAAGUGCUGCAUAUCAGAAGACCAAACCCGUUGAAGCAGCUGGCAGCAAUGCUGGCAGUAUUAAGGCUCGGUUUGAGAACAUUGCAAAACAGAAAGAGGAGGAGGAUAAAAAGAGAGCCGAGGAGGAGCGUGCUAGACGACAGGCCAAGGAGAAUCAGGAGCAGGAGGCAGCACGCAGAAGGCAGAAGAAGGAAUCUGCAAGUGAGAAUGUGGAGAAUGGUGCUAAUUUGGAUGUGGUGAAACCUGCUGCAGCAGAAUUCACAAAUGAAGAACCGCUUCAGGAAGACUUGUACCAGAACCCUGAGCCGGACAGUCAGUACCAGAACACAGGUGAUCAGUCAUAUGAGUAUGGAGAGGAUCUGGGUGUAACCGCUGUAGCUCUGUACGAUUAUCAAGCUGCGGGUGAUGACGAGAUUUCCUUUGAUCCUGAUGACAUCAUCACCAACAUUGAGAUGAUCGACGAGGGCUGGUGGAGGGGGGUGUGUCGUGGUGCAUACGGACUCUUCCCUGCCAAUUAUGUUGAAGUCCGGCAAUAGACCCACUUUAUGCACUGUUUAAAUCGCAGUGCAUCUUUGUAGAACAUGUCGCCCGACGCUUCCACACCUCCACUGCUUCAUCCCUUCACUCCUGCUUCUCUUCUCUGUAGUGUGCUAGGUGCUCUCAGACUGCUCUCUUCAGCUGAAACUCGAACUGUACAGUUCAUGUUAAUUUAUCCUGUGUAAGUGAGUGAGACUUUACUCCAACCACUGCCAAUAUACAUUUUAUGAUACUUAUAGUUUUAUUCACUCCAUAGUGUGUACACACACACACACCCACAUGAGAGUGUGAAGUAGAGGUGGUUGACCAAAGAUAGGGGAAUAAUGUCAGUUAUCAUGUACAUGGGUGGAUUCUUCAUGGAAUAAGUCUGUGGCGACUCCUGUAGCUCCUAAAUCUGCUAAAAUUCUUCAUCUUUUUCUCUCAUCUAGCAGUGUUUGAUAAAGGUCUAUAAAAUGUUUCUGGUAUUUGAAGAGGUAUGUAUUAAAAUCAGAUGCUAAUGGCUUGUUCUGUAGUGUGAAUGUACAUCUCAUUUGCAUCGAGUCUCAUGUGCUUUUUCAUUUCUGAUUUAUAUGUAUGUAAAUUCUGUGGGUAUAUUUGACUAAAUCUGGAGUCUGUGAGUGUAUGACAUUUCUAAUUGUGAUGGCUGAAUCAUUAUCAAGCGAUCUUUUGACAAUUGACAGUCCAGUGCAGGUGCAGUGGAAUAUUGUAUGAAGGCUUAGCAACGAUUAAUGUCAUUUAUCUGUGUUGCAUUUUUAGUUGUGACCUUUGAAAACAUUGUCUCUGCUUAUCUAUAUUGGCUCUCUUUCCAUGUUUUUAUAAGAACUCAAUUAAGAAUAAAGAAAUGAACUAUUA